AUAUGCAUUUAUUCCUUUCUUUUAGAAUUAAGUUGGGAGAAGUGAGUAAUCUGUAUUAUCGACCUCGGAAGUUCUUUCAUUGUGUAGCAGACAUGCAUGAAAGAUUUAACGACACUGCACGUACACACGCAUCGAGUGAUCAAUGAUGAUACGAUAGGCAUAGUAGGUAUUUGCGAUAGUGCUGCCGCUUUAUCAUCUGGAUGCCGCCAUACGAACUAAUUAACCUCGCAUCUAUCUUACUGUCAUCCAAAGUCAAAAAGAUUUGUAUGUAGAUUUAAUGUAAGCAUUUAGUUUUUAAGAACAAUGUAAAUAAAUUCAAGCACUAAGUAUUUAUAGAAGUGGGGCGGAGGUGCAUCAUAGGAUAUUUUAAACUUGAUUUGCCAUAUAACCGAACAUGUCUGGGCAAUCCCAUCAAUUUCCCUCGGGUUUUCCAAAUCCACAACAGAACCCAAUGCGUAGUCAAUUUGGUGGAGGGCAAAUGGUAUCUGGACUGAUGGGUCCUCAACAAGGUAAAAUCAAAAUAAGUAUGGUAAGUGCUCAGCAAUUUGGCGGAGGAGUAGGAGCGGCAGUUGGUCCAACUGCAUUAGGAAUGUUAAAUGCCCAGCAAGUAAUGGCACAGCAGCAACCGAUGCAGCAACAACUUCAGCAUCAACAGCAAAUGCAUUUGCAGCAGCAACAACAGGCUGCCUUGGUUCAACAAAAUAAUCAAGCUAGUGGGACACCCACAACAGCUCAAAUACCAGUUCCUCAAUCUCAGCCUCCUGUACAGAGACAACCAAAUAGAGAUUUAAAUACAGCGAGUCUUUGUAAAUUGGGACAAGAAACAGUUCAAGAAAUUGUCUCUAGAAUGCAGGAACUUUUUCAAACUUUAAAAAUUAUUCAACCGCCCAAUGGUACAUCUCAAGGACAAAAUUUAUCAAACGAAAAGAAAAUGAAAGUUCAGGAACAAUUAAGAACGACGAGUUUACUUUUUAAGCGUUUAAGGGUUAUAUAUGAAAAAUGUAAUGAAAAUUGUCAGCUUCAAGGCAUGGAAUACACUCAUAUCGAGAGUUUAAUUCCAAUUAAAGAAGAAUGGGAUAUGAAAUCUGAUGAAAAAAAGGCUUCGGAGGCUUAUAGACUUGCAUGCGAAGAGCAUAAGGAAGCAAUGGAGCAACUAGUAUUGAAAAAUAGGCAUCUCAAAGAAAUCAUCGAUCAUCUAAGACGUAUUAUCUCAGAAAUAAAUACAAUGAUGAGCAUGCGCCGCUCUUAAGUAGACCAAAUGUAAAUAAUAUACCUAUAUUAAUUAUAAUACGUUAUAUAAUAAAAUUUUUACACAAAUCGCA
Messenger RNA from Ceratosolen solmsi marchali, 1322 nucleotides. RefSeq names its product Mediator complex subunit 30. Gene Ontology annotation, biological process: positive regulation of DNA-templated transcription. Lineage: Eukaryota; Metazoa; Arthropoda; Insecta; Hymenoptera; Agaonidae. The record is from RefSeq and is a predicted model, not a curated record. Gene Ontology annotation, cellular component: mediator complex. Bases 395 to 1249 code for a protein of 284 amino acids. Gene Ontology annotation, molecular function: transcription coregulator activity. The transcript is spliced from 5 exons.